This is a messenger RNA of Photinus pyralis (common eastern firefly), 4332 nucleotides long. RefSeq lists its product as uncharacterized. The record is from RefSeq and is a predicted model, not a curated record. The coding region runs from base 223 to 4179 and encodes 1318 amino acids. Gene Ontology annotation, molecular function: nucleic acid binding. Gene Ontology annotation, biological process: DNA integration. The transcript is spliced from 2 exons. Lineage: Eukaryota; Metazoa; Arthropoda; Insecta; Coleoptera; Lampyridae.
AAUUAGUAUUAGACGUGGCUGUAGCCACAAUUGACGAUACAUUAGUUAGCGCUAGUUGACUAAUGACCUUCACAUACAAUUGUCAUGACAUGUAAGCAAGCCGUCACUUACAAUAUACUUACUUAAGUAAAUCCUGUGUCAUCCUUAUUUAUAAUUGUCGCCCUAUAAUUAACAUGGUGUCAGAAGUGUCUUUGUCUUAAGUUGUAGUCGUUAAACGUCGUCAUGCCAAAUCAAGUAGUCGAAACUGCUACCGUCGCUGCUACCACUCCUAGAAACAAGGUAGCUGGAUCUACAUGUUCCAUCCAACAUCUUAACAUCGCCAGCAAGAAUCUGUCUUAUGAAUGGAAGAGGUGGUUCACCCAAUUCAAGAUAUAUUUGAGAGCGACAAGUCUUGAACGGGAAGAGAAUGGUCGCAAGGUCACUCCAAAAACAAACAUUUCCAUCGAGAGGCACAAAUUUUUCACGAGACGUCAACUUGAGGGUGAGUCGUUAGAAGAGUUCGUUACAGCAUUAUCAAACUUAAGUCUAACGUGUGAUUUUACGGAGCUGCGCGAAAGUCUAGUUAAAGACAUCUUUACUUGUGGUCUUAACUCCGGAUUCGCAGAAGUUAAACAGAAAAUUAUAUCUGAAGGUGCAAUCACACUCGACAAGGCUGUUGAAUUGGCUAAGACGUACACAUUGUCCAAAAUCGAAGCCGCUAGCUGUAGUGUCGUAGGAGCAGUUCAUUACAACACAAGUCACAAUGAAAUGGGUCAGCGCAGGUGGAAAAAUCGUGCACACCAAAGGUCAACGAGUCCAUCCACUAGACGAACGACACCAUCCAUUAGACGAACAACGUCUCCCAGUCCGGUAAGCCGAGAUCGAAAGAAUAUCUGUCAAAGGUGUGGUCAGCAUCAUCGAUUCAGGUGCCCAGCAGAUGGGGUAAAGUGUAGCUAUUGUUUUAAAAUUGGUCAUUAUGCUAAAAUGUGUCUUAGAAAUAAGAAUGUCAAGUCGCUAACUGUAGAUACAGGUGAUGAAUUAUUUAUAGGGUCAAUUUCGUAUGUGUGUUCUGUUAAAAAGUCGCAAUGGGAAGUACCUGUGUCUAUUAAUGGUACUAUUCUAUUAUGUCAAUUAGACACAGGGGCAGAAACAAACGUCAUGAGUUUGACAGACUUUAGUCGCCUUAAUUUAAAAAAAGGCUUAAUUAAUGUAAGUCAUAAUAGCGUUAGAACCGUAAGUGGAGAAAGGCUUGAAUUAGCAGGCGAAGUCGAUUUAACUUGUCAUAUUCAGAGUAGUGAUCACAUAAUUAAAUUUCAUGUCAUAAAAGUCGGAUGUAAACCUAUUCUUGGAUUACAAACAUGUAUCGAUCUCAAACUUCUUAAAAGAGUGAACCAAGUAACUUUUAACAAAUAUGAAGUCCAGUCCACUCAGUCUAUAAUUACUCAGUAUAAUGAAGUCUUCAAAGGUCUAGGUCUAAUAAAAAGUCAGUGUCGUCUACAAAUAAACAAGAAUGUGACACCUAUAAGGGAACCGUUGCGUAAAAUACCAUUUAAACUAUACGAGUCUCUGAAAACGGAAUUAAUCAGAAUGCAAGAAUUAGAUGUCAUCAGUCCCGUUUCGGAACCAACCCAAUGGGUUAACAGUAUCGUCCUCACAUCUAAGAAAAAUGGCAGCAUUCGUGUGUGCCUAGAUCCGCGCAACUUAAACAAAGCAAUCCUUCGUGCGCACUAUCCCUUCCCAAGCAUCGAUGUCAUUAGAUCUCAGUUAAACGGAUCUAAUUAUUUCUCAACCCUAGACGCUAAUUGGGGGUUCUGGACCAUUGCUUUGGAUGAGGAGUCUUCAAAAUUAUGUACGUUCAUCACACCAUUCGGUAGAUUUCGUUUUAAACGUCUUCCAUUUGGAAUUUCAGCAGCGCCAGAGAUUUUUCACUCUACAAUGACUGAAUUGUUCGCAGACAUCCCUAACACAGUAGUCUACUUUGAUGAUCUGCUAAUUCACGCACCAACUAAAGAAAAACAUCAUGAGAUAUUGGAGCAGGUGCUUAAGCGCGCUAAGGAAAUAAAUUUAAAAUUUAAUUUAAAUAAGUCUCAGUUUUGUCUUAAUAAAGUCACGUACAUGGGUCAUGUGUUCUCAAAGGAAGGCAUGACACCAGAUCCGAAUAAAAUUAAAGCUAUUGUAGACAUGAGUCAACCAAAAAAUUCACAAGAACUACAAAGAUUCUUGGGAAUGCUUACAUAUUUGUCAGCAUACAUCAAAAAUUUUUCUGAAGAAACACAGCAGUUGAGAAUUCUUCUAAAAAAGAAUGUAAUAUGGAAUUGGGACACAAAUCAUACAGCUACAUUUAACAAAUUAAAAACCUUAAUUACAAAAGCCCCAGUUCUAACUUACUUUGACCAGACUAAAGAAUUAAUUUUGUCAUGUGACGCUUCACAAAGUGCAGUAGGAGCCGUUAUACUACAUGGAUCAAAUCCAAUUGCCUACUCGUCAGCCUGUCUUACCGAAGCUCAAACUAAUUAUGCUCAAAUUGAAAAGGAGCUGCUAGCGAUUGUUCACGGUUGUCUAAAGUUCCACCAAUUUAUCUUUGGUCACAAAAUCACGGUCCAUACGGAUCAUAAACCAUUAGUGCCUUUAUUCAUAAAAGCAUUACACAAAGUGCCACAAAGACUACAAAGGUUUAUGCUCAAAAUUCAGUGCUAUGAUCUCAAUGUCAUGUACAAACCUGGUAAAGAAAUGUAUAUUUCGGACACAUUAUCCAGAUCGCCUUUGUCAGACUCCAUUGUAGAUUUACAAGAAGAUAUCACGUUACACAUAAAUAUGCUCAAGUCAUGUUUAGAAGUGUCACCUGAAACAUUAGAGUCCUUUCGAAAGGAAACUCAAAAUGAUAAGGAAUUGCAAACCAUCGUAAAACUUUGUCAAACAGGUUGGCCCCUAGCCAAGAGUAAUCUUCCCCCAGAGACUAAACCAUAUUACAAAUUUCAAAAGGAAAUUAAUGUACUUGAUGGGCUAGUGUUCAAAGGAAAUAACUUAGUGGUUCCAAAAGCUCUUAGGUCAAAAAUGCUAACUAAAAUUCAUACGGGUCAUUUUGGUGUACGUAAAUGCCUUGAUUAUGCUAAGAAUGCAUUAUUCUGGCCUAAUAUGUCAAAUGACGUGCGAAAUAUUGUAACGACAUGUGUAGCGUGUCAGGAAUACAGUAAUAACAACUCAAAGGAACCUUUAUUGCCACACGAAAUUAAAGCAAUACCAUGGAACAAAGUAGGUGUUGACUUCAUGGAAUUAAAGGGAAAUAAAUAUCUUAUUUGUAUAGAUUAUUUCUCUAAAUUUAUUGAAUUAUCAGUACUUAGGAAUGGCACAAACGCAAAAAUAGUCAUCAAUGAGCUGAAAUCCAUAUUUAGUCGACAAGGAAUACCUGUCACACUAAUUUCAGACAAUGGACCUCCUUUUAACGCCGUAGAAUUUGCCAAUUUUAUCAAAGAGUGGGACAUUCAACACAUCACGACAAGCCCGUAUCACUCACAGUCCAACGGUCAAGUCGAACGAGCAAUCGGAACUAUCAAGAGAAUGCUAAUGAAAACUAUCGAGUCUAAUGGAGAUCCCUAUCUAACAUUAUUACAGUAUAGGAAUACACCAAACGACAGCAAGAACAGUCCUGCUCAACUCCUGAUGUCUCGCCGUCUUAGAUGUUCCCUGCCAGUUCAUGCAGAUUUGCUUCUACCGAAACCAAUAGAUGUAAAUCGUUAUGAAAAUUGGGUCGAAGAUAGAAACAAGAGGAUGAAAGACGUUUACAAUCGAGGAGCAACCAAACUACCAGAAUUAAUGACUGAAGACGAUGUAUUGUUUAAGAAGAUUCCAUCAGAUAAGAAAUGGAUACAAGGAAAAAUAACGCAGGUUGGUCCUGAGCCAAAAAGCUACAUCAUUCAAUCUAGGGAUGGGAUGCAUUAUAGACGAAAUAGGGUUCACAUAAAGAAAUUUUACAAAUCCAAUUGUAAUCCAGAAUAUGGUAAAUCGAAUAACACACAUUUAGAUCUUAAUACCGAUUAUAAUAUAGAUAAUAAUUGCAAUGAUUGUAAUAAUUACUGUAUUUAUAGUAAUUUUGAUAAUGUUAAUAAUGAACCUGCUAAUGACAAUGGUUCGACUCCGAACCUUAAUGUAACUACUCGCUCAGGCAGACAAAUUAAGGUACCUAAUAAAUUAGACUUGUAACUUCCAAAGGGAGAUGUUACGGAAUUAGUAUUAGACGUGGCUGUAGCCACAAUUGACGAUACAUUAGUUAGCGCUAGUUGACUAAUGACCUACACAUACAAUUGUCAUGACAUGUAAGCAAGCCGUCACUUACAAUAUACUUACUUAAGUAAA